UUCAUCACAUCUCUCUCCUUCUCCCCGCUUCCUCUCCUCUCCUCUUCUCUCUGUCAGUUGAUCUGCUUCUAAAUCUGGCUUCUUCUCCUCUGUAUUUAUUGAAGGUAUAGACAUGGAUCAUCGCAGAAGGGAAACUCGGAUGAGUUCGCAUUCUUCUGGGUCAACUGGCAGCGAGUUUGUUCAAACACGACAGGAUCUGCCAACGCCAGAAUCUGUGUCUACAGAAUGGACAGAUGAGAAGCAUAGUCUUUACCUUAAAUCCAUGGAAGCAUCAUUUGUUGAUCAAUUAUAUAAUUCCAUGAAUCUUCUUGGCGUCCAAGUUCAAGACAAGAUGUCCAAUCCUAAAUUGUCACAGCAAGUACAUUGCAAUGCUCAUGUUCCAUCUGGCCAGUUUAAGGUUCUUCAAGAUGGUUGUUGGAAGAAAAUCAAUUUUCGAAAGACUGAUUCACAUGUAAACAUGGCAAAUGAACCCCAUGGCCUUCUGAUAAAUCCGUGGAUCCAGCACUUUAAGUCCGCAAGAAAACCCCAAGUUGCUUUCCAAGAAAAUGCCACAGUGCAAAGUCAAGCAACAAACUUUAGGAGGAGGAAGGAAGUGAAAAGUGGAACAGCAACUUCUUUGAAACAUUCUUAUCCAUGUGGAUGUCAUUCAUGUUCCCAUUGCCUGAUUGACAGCAACAAAGAGGUGUCAGAUCAAAAUUUUGUGGAUGAAGAUAUUAAAAAUGAGAAGACAAGCAGUACAUGUAGCUCAAAAAGGUUGAAAAUUCGUUCAGCUGGUACCUCCAGUUAGGACCAGGUUUUCCAUAUGGUAAGUCUCCUAUGACAGGUGCUGAGAAGUGUAUUUCUGUGGCAAGAUAAAAAGCACUUGCACCAGUGGCUGGAGUUAAUAAACCUGACUGGUUUUGGUGGCCGUUUUCUUAACCCACAAAGAAGCUGAAGGAACAUACCGAAUUUAGCAACUAAAAUGCAAGAUGGGCAGGUGGGGAGUGGAUGGUUUUGGGGGGGUGGGGGGGGGGGGGAGGAUUUUUGGGGGCCACAUUUGUUCUUAUGGUUAUAGCAAACAAAAUCUGUGAUAAUUUUUUAUGCUGCUGUGAGGAAUUCUCUGUCAUAGUCUCCAUAAAUUUUUUUGUCCUUUUAUUUGUACAUAUGUGUUGCAUAUCUGCAUUCUAUAAAUCCAGUUGAUUUUCCUCUGUAGUGAAGGUACGUAUAUAAAAGCUAUGAUGGCAUUUGCUCUCAGCAAAUAACAUUCCUUGUAGCUGCAAACAUUUUUGGGUGUGUUGAUUUAGCAAUAUAAACAGAAACUAGAAAAGGCAUUUCUGA
Molecule: messenger RNA, 1317 nt
Organism: Manihot esculenta (cassava)
Lineage: Eukaryota; Viridiplantae; Streptophyta; Magnoliopsida; Malpighiales; Euphorbiaceae
Product: cold-regulated protein 27
Exons: 5
Coding region: 113-787 (224 amino acids)
Biological process (GO): regulation of circadian rhythm; response to cold
Source: RefSeq, a predicted model, not a curated record